Molecule: messenger RNA, 4043 nt
Organism: Octopus sinensis (East Asian common octopus)
Lineage: Eukaryota; Metazoa; Mollusca; Cephalopoda; Octopoda; Octopodidae
Product: cyclin-dependent kinase 9
Exons: 4
Coding region: 503-1603 (366 amino acids)
Biological process (GO): protein phosphorylation
Cellular component (GO): nucleus
Molecular function (GO): cyclin-dependent protein serine/threonine kinase activity; ATP binding
Source: RefSeq, a predicted model, not a curated record
GCGAGGCGAAUUUUGAUGUUCGGGGCAGGUUCCUUGUUCGUCAAAAUCCACUUGCCACAAUUGUACAUGAACCUAUUUUAGUGUACGAUUCUUUAUAAUGUGUGAAAUUGCUAUUUCUAUUUUUAAAAGUUUUUGACUGUUUCCCCAUGAAGCCCUAUUCGUUUCAAUUACAACGAGUGUUUUGCAUUUGAAAUACAAAGAUAAUAAAGAUUUUUGUUCUAGCUUCAGAAAAAAAGGUGACUAAUCAAAUAAUUAUUUCAGCACAACACAUACCUAAAACUAACAUUAGCAUUCAAGUAGGUUAGACUACAGGGACCCUCAUCUAGACUGACAGUGAUUAUUGCCCCUUUAGAAACCCGGAAGUACAUCAUAUGACGUUAGUCUAGUGUUACAAUUGUACCACAUUGUUUGGGCGCGAAAGCGCUAAUAUUUUACAAAUAAAUUGUUUUCUUUAUAUUCCUAAUAUUUCAUCCUGGCGGCAGCAACUACUUCCUCGAGCACAAUGAAUACCAAGUACGAUGAUUUGGAAUACCCAUACUGUGAUGAUGUGAACAAAUUUGAUAAACUUGCUAAGAUCGGACAGGGGACUUUCGGAGAAGUAUUUAAAGCUCGAUGUAAGAAGACCAAAAAACUAGUUGCAUUAAAGAAGGUUCUGAUGGAAAAUGAAAAAGAAGGCUUCCCCAUCACAGCAUUAAGAGAAAUCAAGAUUCUACAACUUCUGAAGAAUGAAAACAUUAUUAAUCUUAUCGAAAUUUGCAGAACUAAAGCCACAAGUUACAAUCGGAUGAGAGGAACAUUUUAUCUAGUAUUUGACUUCUGUGAACAUGAUCUGGCAGGUUUGCUAAGCAACGUCCAGGUAAAAUUCUCUCUUGGAGAAAUCAAGAAAGUCAUGCAACAGUUACUGAACAGUCUCUACUUCAUCCAUAGUAACAAAGUCCUUCAUCGAGACAUGAAAGCUGCCAACAUUCUUAUUACCAAACAUGGUGUACUCAAGCUGGCUGAUUUUGGUUUAGCUCGUGCAUUCAGUUUGAAAGGCCAGCCUAAUCGUUAUACAAACAGAGUAGUGACCCUUUGGUAUCGGCCGCCAGAACUGCUUCUCGGCGAACGAAAUUAUGGUCCACCUGUUGAUCUUUGGGGAGCUGGGUGUAUCAUGGCUGAAAUGUGGACACGCAGUCCUAUUAUGCAAGGGAAUACUGAACAGCAUCAACUACAAUUGAUUAGCCAGUUGUGUGGGUCGAUUACACCAGAAGUAUGGCCUGAUGUUGAAAACCUUGACUUGUACAACAAAAUUGAACUUCCAAAGGGUCAGAAGCGUAAAGUAAAAGACCGCUUAAAAGUUUAUGUCAAAGAUCAAUAUGCUUUAGAUUUGCUGGACAAAUUGUUAACACUUGACCCUUCAAAGCGUUGUGAUAGUGAUACUGCUUUGAACCAUGAUUUCUUUUGGACAGAUCCAAUGCCUACUGAUUUAUCUCGUAUGCUGUCACAACAUACAACCAGUAUGUUUGAAUUUUUAGCUCCUCCACGUCGACGAGGUCCAACACAACACCAUGUCCAAGCUCGACCCACACAAAAUCCUGACCAACAUUAUGAACGAGUAUUUUAAUAUUUUUUACCUAACUAUAAAUCCUUUACUAGUUGUUGGCUAAUGCUGACACACUCCCAUCAUUGACAACUGGAAAGGUUUAUAUUCAAAUAACUGUGAUUUGUAAGAAAUUGCUUUUCAAAUCUGAAUUUGGUUUCCCUUUAAAUAGUAUGCUGUUUAAAAAAAAUCAAUUUCUUUAGCUGUAAAUAUUUUUCAUAAAAAAAAAAAAAUGUUAUUUUUUUAUUGAUAUUUUUCUUGUUACAUGUAACAGUAGUUUUAAAUUUUUAUUUACUACUUAAUUUUGCAAAUCAAGUUGUCUAAAUCUUAAAUUAUUUGUUUUAUAUUACUAAAAUUGUGUUUAAUUAUUUUGUAAGAUAAGGAUGAAGUCAAAGCUGACUUUGAAAAUUAAAACUGAAAAUGUCUGUGUGCACAUGUGAAGACAAAUUUGUGAUUAAACCUGUUGUUAUAAAGUAAACAAACUUUUUCAUCAUUAAUGUCAAUUACUUUGGCUGAGUAAGUAUUGUGAAUAAGUUUUGGAAAACAAACAAUAAUCUAUGGGGUGAACAGUUAUUGUUAAUACAGAUCAGCUUAAAGCGAACAAACUUCAAACAUGUUACAGUGUGAUCAGGUUUUUUAUUUUUUGCAUAUCCACAUCAACAUUGUUCAAUGUCUUCCUUUUUUUUUUAAGAUUUGGGUCCUACUUCUUGUGACCAUAUAGUCUCCCUGUGACAGGUAGUCUAUCAUAACUCAAAGAAAGUCCACUUGAAUCCCUCAAGCUCUGAUAAGAUAUUUUAUAACAUGAAUGGAUGAGAUAUCUCAUUAUAAGGCCUAAAGGCUACUUUAACAGAUAUAUCUUGUCAAAUUAUAUACUAUGGGUUUAUGUAUUUACUUUCUUUCUUCUGUUGACUCAUUAAAGAUCCUACCAUCAUCAUUUGAACAUCUCAACGGUAAUAGACUGCCAUUAAUCCUCACCUUCUCCAACACUAAAUCUUUCUCCUCUUAAUCAUCAGUAUUGCUUUUGUAGUCAAAUUUACUGGAAACCUCUGACGUUCGUCAAUGAGUUCUUGCCCUUGAAAAAUAUUGUGAAAAUUGUUUUGUCUUCCACACACCUCCCAUGCAGAUGAUAUCAUCCUUCAUAAUUUUUUGCAUCUUGGCAUCAUUCACAUGAACCUAGAGACUUCAUGCCAAAAAUUGCACUGACUCCAAAAGAUGCUCCAAUGCAGUAAUGUCAAUCUUGUCUCCUUUAACAGUACAAGGAUACAGGUACUAAGAUUAAAAAAAAAACCCUAAGAGAUAAAUAAUUAUGCUAAGUGUAUGGAACCUCAUUCUAAUGAAAACUCUUUUUUUGGAUGUUUGUGUUGGAAUAAUUUGCAGCACUAGUAUAUAAUCCAUAUCAAAUCCCAAACCUGCUGUACCAUAUUUUCAGCAUGGUUUAAAAUGUUUCUGAAGAACAGUAUUUGAAGAAUGAUCCUAAAGAGGAUAAACUGGCUUACAGGUGGUCUUUCAUGAAUAUAUAAAAUAAGGUUAUAAGUGCUCACAAUCUAUGCAUGGAAGUUUUGGCCAAUAAAGCUUUGAUUGGUUACAAAAGGCAUUCGAAAUUUCAUUAAAAAACGAAGGUAUUUCAUAAAUGCUUAAUGAAGAGAUGUAUUAAAGUUUAGGUUUGUGUCAAUUGAUGAAACUCUUGAACAAAAUUAUAUUGGGAAAAAGACCAACAAUGCUACCAGAUCUACACAAUCCAGGAACUGGGUAAAAUCAUGAUAAUCUUACUAUUAGCCCUAUCACAGAAUGAAAUAAAAUUUUAAAGAUUUUUUUCCUUUGUACCCACUAACUUUUAUAUUCCCAAAAUCACAAAUAUACUACUCAUAAACAAGAAUAAAAAAUUAAAAUUCUAACUAUUGUUGAUAUUAACAUUUGAUUCUAUUCCUCAUUUAUAUAAAAGAUACUUAAAACCAUUUAAACUCUUAGCAUUCAGAUUACUCUGUCGAGUGUAAUGCUUAUUUAUCUGCAUUGUUUUGAAUUAAUUGUGCAUUAUCUUUAAGGUUUGAAAUUUCUACGAUGUGAUUGUUUAUUUUUACAAUGACAUUGCUGGAUGUGUAUGAGAUGCCAGAUUUGACUAGUUUGAACAUAAAACAGGAUAUGGCUAGUGUAAAUGCUAAAGAGUUAAGAAAACCCACACAAUGUUUAUCAGCAAACUAACUCUUCUCAGAUCAACAAGACAAUGUAGUAGACACUAUCACAUCUAGAAUCUGCAAUUUCCUGAACAGUGUACCACAAAGAUAUCUCCUCACCUUGUUCUAUGUAACCACAUACCAUUUCCACACACCAUCAAACAUCAUCAAGAUGUUCCAAAAUAACAUCUUUCAAAUCCAUCACACGUUUUUUCUAGGAACUUCUAUGAGUCGUAUAUAGCAGUCAUAUUUUCCCAAAAACAUGUUAGUCUUCAAAAAAAAAAAAAAAAAAA